Messenger RNA from Alternaria alternata, 1947 nucleotides. Its product is annotated as YL1-domain-containing protein. The record is from RefSeq and is a predicted model, not a curated record. NCBI's taxonomy places the organism in Eukaryota, Fungi, Ascomycota, Dothideomycetes, Pleosporales, Pleosporaceae. Gene Ontology annotation, molecular function: ATP-dependent H2AZ histone chaperone activity. Gene Ontology annotation, cellular component: nucleus. Gene Ontology annotation, biological process: regulation of DNA-templated transcription; chromatin remodeling. The transcript has a single exon. The annotation marks the transcript as partial.
AUGUCCGAGGAGCCACCUCAGAUAGUCAUGGAAGAUGCCCCGCCCUCUCGUCACGAUGACGAGUCCGAGGCAUCCCAAGAUGAGAGCGACGAGGAAGCGCCCGCAGAGCUCAUGGUCAAGACCAGAGCCCGGCGAUCCAAUGCCGGCAACCGCAUGGCCAACCUGCUCGCCAAUGCGGCCGAGGAGGAGGAGGAAUGGGGUGAGGAGUGGGAGGAAGCUCCAAACGAGGAGGAGUUUCAGGGCGAUGCUGUCAAUGAGCAGGAAGACUACAACAUGGAUUCGUCAUCAUCAGACGAGGAUGACGAUGGCGCCGACGACGACGAUGCGGGCGAAAAGGAACUGCGCAAGGCAGAGCGACAAGAGCGGAACAAGAAGCGCAAAGCCGCCACAAACCCCUUCACUGCACGAGUCGCCGCCGUGACACGCAAGAAAGUCAAACUCGAUCUCCCGCGUGCACAAUCGCCCACGCUCGCCCCUCCGCGCCCCAAGAAAAAGUCUGAGAGGGCAUCGUGGCUGCCUACCGAAGAGGAUGGCCCGGUGCGCAUGUCAAUGCGAAAACAGACUGUAGCGAACAAGGACGCCACACUAGCCAAGCUGAAGGAGAAGGACCGGAGGCGCGAUGACACCCUGGCUAUGAUGAAGGCCGCAGAGGCGCGGAAGGAAAAGUCCAAGGAGAAGCCAUUGACGCAGGCCGAACGGCUUGCUGAGGCUGCCCGUAAUGAGCGCAUCAACAAGAAGACUCUACACAGAUGGGAAGAGGCAGAGGAAGCCAGAGCAGCAGAGAGGCAGGCGAAGAUCGACGCCCUGAAGAACCGGCAAAUCGAUGGGCCCUUUUACCGAUACUACAGCGGUCCGGGCAUCUGGGUCGAUGACAAGCUCAAGUACACAGGCAAGGAUGCGCCAAGUCUGGAGCAUCUCGAAGAAAAGCUCAACAAGGAAACUACGGCUGCGGAGGCGCCAACGACACAGACAGAGUCGACAAACUUUCCAGUACAAGCGCCUGAAAUUCAUGCGGAUGAGCAACCAUCAUUUCCCUCUCUGGAUCCGUUCAGUAGCUCAUCACAGAUACCUUCGAUACCAGCAACGAUGCCACCACAACAAGAUAGUUCACAUCAACCAUGGUCAGCAGCAGCAUCACAAGGCGGUGACGUUUUCAUGGGCUCGUUUGGCAUGCAACACCCUAGCACUGUCAUGUUCGCACCUCCGAAUCAAGAUUCGUUUCUCUUUGGCAUCGACCAAUACGCCCAGAACCCGCAAUCCCAGUCCAUGCAUGGCGAUGAACUUCCUCCUUUUCCCUUUACGGAAGCUUCUCCCUUCCAGAACCAAUAUGCGACCUCACAAGCAACCCUCUCCCAACAACUACACCCAUCUCUCAGCGAUCAUUCUCUACUUCAGCAGAACGGCGAUCCAGCAAUAGGGACCCAAGCCCUCAUUGCACAAUUCCAAAAACCAGCCUUACCUCCUCAGCCACCACGACGCAAAGUCAUACGUCGAGCUCUCCGCAAUCUACUAAUCUUGUCAAACUUUCCCAACCUUGACGCCCCACAAACAACAUCAUCGCGAGCCAGAACAGCAGCCUCACUCCUCAAGGAAAAGGACAGGUCAGCCUUGGUGCAACUCUAUGCUGCGCUGUUCAACUGGACUCCUGCCGAAGCUACAGACUACAUACAAAAGACGCUCAUCGCGCCACCGAAGCCACCACGGAAGAACGCUGCGCCAAAAGCCGAGCCAGAAAUCGUGCUCAAACCAGGACAAAAGCUCUGUCCCAUUACCAACACAAUCGCCAGAUACCGCGACCCCGAGACAGGUAUCGCGUAUCGUGAUGCACGCGCUUUCGGUGUGUUAAGAGGUGUGGUAGGAGGCGGUUUCGUAUGGAGUGGUGAUUUGGGAUGCUACGUAGGAGGUCGGGCGAGACCACUAGAGAGUAUGGGAGGCAAAGGGUUUUUG